This is a messenger RNA of Petromyzon marinus (sea lamprey), 2819 nucleotides long. Lineage: Eukaryota; Metazoa; Chordata; Hyperoartia; Petromyzontiformes; Petromyzontidae. The record is from RefSeq and is a predicted model, not a curated record.
UCUUACCUUGCUCGCUGAUGGAUUUUAUGACAACGUUACAAGACUCGGCUCGGAAGGGCAAUGGGUGUGCGCCGUGGCAGUAAAAAAACAAACAAAAAAGACUUCUCCAACUUCUUGUUAUUCUCCUCCUACUUCUCCUCCUUCCUGUUCUUGGGUUUAUGAUUGAUUGCAUUUUAUGAUUUCAGACGCAGCGGCGUGGCCCCGAGAUCACCUCGGCAAGGGAGGGAGGCGGGGUGAGGAGUCGCUUAACCGUCCGUCGUGUUUGGAGUCGAUUUUAAUUGACCGUAAAUCGUCACGCUACUGUUUGGGCGUCCUCGGUCAAGCGAUGCUAAAUACCUGUGGAAGAAAGCAACGAUCGGUGUCAUAAUCAUCAUCGUAAUUAUCAACAUAAUUGUCAUCGUAAUCGUCAUCAUACGCGUCAUUAUAAGCAUCAUCAUCGUCAUAAUCGUCAUGUUAAUCAUCAUCAUAAUCGUCAUCAUAAUCGUCAUCAGCAUGCGAGUGCGCUAUCAACGUAACGACUGCGCGUAAUUCUCGUCCGGGCUGUUCAUCAUCGCCGCCAUCGUCGUACAGACACACUUAUUCUGCAUUUAUCACGAUUGCACGUGCGCUACUAUUAGUUACACAUCAUCAUCACCACUACCACCACCACCACGAUGAUUUCACAUCGCCACCGUCAUUAAUGUCCGUGCGCAAUAUUACAAAACUCAUCGCAAAGUGCAACCGUCUCCAGUAAGCAAGUGGCGCCGAUGUGCUUUACAAACAAACAACAACCCCAGCAGAAAACAACACUCAGAUACAUUUUCAUUCCGAGCACCGCCAGAAGUUUCAAUCGAAACGAAACAACAAUGAUAAUACAACAACAACAACAAUGAUGAUGAUGAUGAUAAGAAACAGCAUAAACGUUAACCUCAACACCGCCGGCGGUAACGCGCGCGUGAACGCAAAGUGUCCCCGAGCGCGUCGAUUCACCGAUGAACGUUCGCGUGAACUCCUCACCUCGCCUUCGUUCCGGCAUCCGUGGGAUGGAAGUCCGCUGUAAAAAGCAAAACCCCCGCGUAUAAACGUUUCGCCUUUGCCCUCUGCCGGAGGCGGAACUCGGUGAGGGUGUUUUUCUCUCUCUCUCUCCCUCUCUGUGUGUGUUCUGUCGCUUUACUGAUCUGCGUGACCCAUUCCGUCCUAUCUCGGCUCAGGUGUGUGCGUGCGUGCGUGCGCGCGCGCGUGCGCAAAGCUGCGGUGACUGUCCUUGACAUUUGCUUCCAUCUCGGAGUAGGUAACUCGCCGCCGCCGUUAUAUUCGCUCUUUGAAGUCGUGCCAGGUCGUAAAAAAAAAAACUCGCUCGGCAAUUUUGAAAGAGAUCUCAGCGCCGGCGGUGGGAAUGAAGGUUCCUGCAAAUUGCGCUCAGUGACGAAUUGCCCCCGUUGCUAGACUUUUAGUCGGACGCGGUGUUUGCUCUGCGCGUCACUCUCUCGGUUUCGAGUCAAUUUUUGACCAGACCCGGGGCGAGCGGCAUCUCUCCCCGCGACGCGUGUCGAUAGGGGCGGCCGCGAAGUGAGCCUCAACUACUCCGUGGCGGAGCCGCACCGCGACUUACGCACCACCAACUCCGGGAGGAGGAGGGAGAGGAAGCAGAGGAGAAGCUCGUGGAGUGCUUAGGGGUAUUUAUUUUUUAAGCAUUACCAGAAAAGAGAAAGAAAACAACAAAACCCUUGCGUUCGCGCGCGGGGAGCCCUCCGUUCGCAAGUCACGGACACGGCGAGGUGAGUAGCGUCUCGCUGUGCGCGGCAGUACGAGUGAAUGGAUCAGGACUACAAAGGCUCAGAGACCCCUGGUGAGAAGGUAGGGCUGCUUCAGGAUCCCGCCCGACCUCCCAUGGGGAUGGUCUUCCACGGGAACCUGAGCUUCCCCGGGCCGGGCUCCAUGCAGCCGAUCUUCGGCGCGCGCUCCUAUCCGCUCCACGCCGACCAAGUUUCGAUGCCGACUACGCCAUCGGCCCUCGACCGCGACUCCCCGACGCUCGAUCCCCUGCGCUACAUUCCACAAUCGCUGAGCGGCCACGGAGGAUCCGAUCAGCAGGCCUCUCUGCCGGUCUCACUGCCGACCUCGGUGCCGGCGCUGAUGGCUGGCAGGCACCAGCAGCACCUGCACAACCCGCAUCACCACCACCACCACCACCCCCCCCAUCCCCACCCCGUCGGCACCGCGUCCUCGGCCUAUCAGUACCAGCGCUCGCCCGCUGAGUGCCAGGUCACCGCGUCCCCGCUCUACCCGACGUGGGCGCAGAUGGACUACCAGAGGGCCGCCGUGCUCGGUGGCCCGGCAGACGGUGGCCUCUCCGACCAGAGGAUGGGCCACUAUGGCCACCACCAUCACCAUCACGCGGCGCCUUACUACAGUCCGCCCUACAGCAGCGGAGCGCUCAACCACGGUCUCGCCAACAUGUCCUCGGCGCUCGCACUGGGCGGCAUCCCGGGCCACUGGCCGCAGGCGGCGCAGGGCACUUCGUGCGCCACGCGGCCCCGCAAGAAGCGCGUCCCCUACAGCAAGCAGCAGAUCUCCGAGCUGGAGAGAGCCUUCGACGAGAACCGAUUCCUCACCCCGGAGCUGCGCCUCAGCAUCUCGCACCGGCUCAGCCUCACCGAGCGACAGGUCAAGAUUUGGUUCCAGAAUCAGAGGCAGAAGGAGAAGAAGCUAAUGCGAAGGCAGCAGAGUGGAGCCGCGGCCAACGCCACCAACAUGAACAACGGGAGCGGUGGCACGACCGGCUCGGCGACUCUCCCGUGAGAGGCUCGCCUCGGCCUCUCCUCGCCCGGCUCCCCACG